CCCGGAUCGCUGCCGCCUCCCGCCGCUGUUGGGUGAGCGGGGCGCGUGAGCGGGCGGCGGGGGCGGACCCUCCUGGUAGCGGCCAGACAUGUCGGUGGCGUUCGCGGCCCCGAGGCAGCGGGGCAAGGGCGAGAUCACGCCGGCCGCCAUCCAGAAGAUGCUGGAUGAAAAUAACCAUCUUAUUCAGUGUAUAAUGGACUAUCAGAACAAAGGAAAGACGUCUGAAUGCUCUCAAUACCAGCAGAUGCUGCAUACAAACUUGGUUUACCUAGCCACUAUAGCUGACUCCAACCAGAACAUGCAGUCUCUACUGCCAGCACCACCCACACAGAAUAUGCCUAUGGGUCCGGGAGGGAUGAGUCAGAGUGGCCCUCCCCCACCGCCGCGCUCGCACAACAUGUCUUCAGAUGGUAUGGUAGGUGGGGGCCCUCCUGCACCACACAUGCAGAACCAGAUGAACGGCCAGAUGCCUGGACCUAAUCAUAUGCCUAUGCAAGGACCUGGACCUAACCAACUCAAUAUGACAAACAGUUCCAUGAACAUGCCUUCAAGUAGCCAUGGGUCAAUGGGCGGCUAUAAUCACUCAGUGCCAUCCUCUCAGAGUAUGCCAGUGCAGAACCAGAUGACUAUGAGCCAGGGACAGCCGAUGGGCAACUAUGGUCCCAGACCAAACAUGAACAUGCAGCCAAACCAAGGUCCAAUGAUGCACCAGCAGCCUCCCUCCCAGCAAUACAACAUGCCACAAGCUGGUGGCCAGCAUUACCAGGGGCAGCAGCCACCUAUGGGAAUGAUGGGCCAAGUUAACCAAGGAAAUCACAUGAUGGGUCAGAGGCAGAUUCCUCCAUACAGGCCACCACAGCAAGGCCCACCACAGCAGUACUCAGGCCAGGAAGACUAUUAUGGGGACCAAUACAGUCAUGGUGGACAAGGUCCUCCAGAAGGCAUGAACCAGCAAUAUUACCCUGAUGGAAACUCGCAAUAUGGUCAGCAGCAAGAUGCAUAUCAAGGACCACCUCAACAGCAGGGUUAUCCACCACAACAGCAGCAAUAUCCAGGCCAACAAGGCUAUCCAGGACAACAGCAGGGUUAUGGCCCCUCCCAGAGUGGUCCAGGACCUCAGUAUCCCAAUUAUCCACAAGGACAAGGCCAGCAGUAUGGGGGAUACAGGCCCACACAGCCUGGGCCACCACAGCCACCACAGCAGAGGCCUUAUGGAUAUGACCAGGGUCAAUAUGGAAAUUACCAACAGUGAAAAAGUACUCACAUUCCAGUAGGCAAUAUCUGUUAGCAGCCAUAUUGUCUCCUCAGCACUGUGGACAUCUUCCUGAGAUGAGAACCUCCCAUUCCAUCUAGCUUUUGGAAAAAUCUUGUGGCUGUUUUAUGGUAUACAGUCUUUAUGGGUUAAUUGUUAAAGACUGUAGCUUCUCAGAAACUGAUUUCACAUCUCUACUCUAGAUGGCAAUAUUGGACAGAAAAUACGUGACAUAAUUUGCAGUGAGUUGAGAACUAUAUGUCAAAUAGACUGUUACAGACUGAAAGGUGCGAACAGCUUUGUAUGUUUAUGAAGGUUAUGGGAAUUUAAUAUUUUUUCCACAGAUUUUUUUUGUAGGGGGAAAGGGGAAAUGCACACUUUUUACAGCAGCAAUAUUUUGUAUAUUAUGUUUUUCAUGUGGUGAAUAUGCAAGACAGUACACUACUCGCUGGGCAGGAUAAGAAAUCUACUGUUAAAAAUAGGUAGGGGCAUGAUAAGUGCUGGAUUGUAUAAAUCUCGAAAUGGUGUACAAUAAAGAUAACAGUGAAAAAAGAUGGAGAACAUCAUAUAUCACUGAUAGGUUCAUGUACAAACAGAAAGAGAAUCCCAGUUAUCUAAAUGGGAACAUAAUUAAGGACAGUAUAAUAUAGUCUUGUGCAAAGAUUAAUUUUUUAAGCUUUCCAAUUUUUCUGAGUGAAGCAGUUUUGUAAAAAUUAUUUCUAACAUAGUUUGACAGUUUCCUGCAACAUUUUUUGGGUAACAAGAUAAACGUUUGGGUUUUAUUUCUCAAGUGUUUUGUCACAGCUUUGCAUAAGCAAGCUGUAAUCCCUCUUAAUAAUUGCAAUAACAAAGAAAAUGACAAGUAUUAAUUUUACUUGGCUUGAAUAUGCAAAGAACUUGAAAAAGAAUAUGGAGGACAGGACUGUAUUGUAUAAGUGUAUUUUAAUCUUUAGUUGAAUAAUUUGUAUGUAUCAAAAUAGCCUAGAAGACUUUGUAAAACCUAUCUAAACUUUCCUAACUGGGAGAUAAUAUCUUUAGAAAGGGGGCAUUUUCUGUGUGUGUCCAUUUUUCUUAUUGGUUAACAUGAGACCAAGGGAUGUUUUAUAACAUCAAAUAUAAAACCUGUUGGUGAGAUAAAUGCCAAAUUUUCGUUUGAACUGCAUUACAGCUUGUAGUGUUGCAUGUGAGAUAGAGGCAGCACCUUGAUCAAUAGCAUAGUACACACAAAAAAAUGGUUUUGAGACUGUCCUGCAACUGUAUAUCAGAUAAAUACAUGGAUAUUCUGUUGUGCAGGAAUAUAUGCAUUCAGGAAUUCCUGGCAACUUUUAUAAAGGACAAAACUUAAAAUUAGCCCAGGGGUAAAAUAAGAUUUCGGUUUUAGUUGAUCAGAUUUGGGGAUUAAAACCAGAAAACAACUGGCGUUCAUCAUAUGUACAACAUUACACAUGGAAGACAAGAUUUUAGAUUUGUUCAUCAUUUUUAAAGGGAAAACAGUUUUCUUAAAGUUGAUAGAAAAUACACAUCAAGGUUUGAACAGAUAUGGCAUGAGGAACAUUAUUAUGAAUGAAAUGCUUGUAGGUUCUGUGCCAAUUUUCCACCACUGUGUACUUCAUCGCUAUUUAAAACUGUACUCCAUCAAUUCUAAUGGAAGAAUAAAUUAUUUGUGAUUUUAA
Strigops habroptila (Kakapo) is the source of this 2925-nucleotide messenger RNA. RefSeq names its product SS18 subunit of BAF chromatin remodeling complex (gene SS18). The record is from RefSeq and is a predicted model, not a curated record. Gene Ontology annotation, cellular component: nucleus. Lineage: Eukaryota; Metazoa; Chordata; Aves; Psittaciformes; Psittacidae. The transcript is spliced from 10 exons. Bases 89 to 1252 code for a protein of 387 amino acids. Gene Ontology annotation, biological process: positive regulation of transcription by RNA polymerase II. Gene Ontology annotation, molecular function: transcription coactivator activity.